CCGCCUCCCCGGGGUCGCCCCUCAGACGCUGCUUCUAGGUCGGAUCCUCCGCCCAGGGGCGCUCGGGUGCCGCCCCACGCGCCGCACCCGUCCCUGGCCAGAAAGGAGCCCGUUGCCGCAGGAUUUAUUCAUGACGCAUCCGGGAAGAGUAGACAUGUGUCCUCAUGAAAACCAGAGAAGGGGAUGGAGAAGAGGAUGUUGAUCUUACCAGACACGUCCCAGGUUCUUAAGCCACGGUUGUGAAGAAGCUGAAAGGAUAAUCCAAGUGAUGUCUGUCCCCCGACUCAUUCCCCAUUGGAAGGAUUUUAAACCCCUCCUAAAUGAUUUGAUAGAUAAAAGCAAGACCACAAGAAAGGACUCAAAGAGCGACAUCGUCGUGCUGAGUGACCGCUCCGUGAUACUGUUCAAAGAGUCUCGCUAUCCUCACAACAUGCCGCUCAUAUGCUAUUACUUGAGUGAUACCCACUUCUUCGUCUCCUUUUCUUGGGUGACGACAAAUGUUAAAGAAGUACAGGCUGUAGUAUGGAGCAAGAACAAAGGUGACGACAUAGUUGAGAAGAAGACAUUCUCCAUGGCGGAGCGGCUGCCGCCCAUCCAGUCCAUGGUCCACACGGGCUCAUUCCACAUCCUUGUGGCCUACUGUGGUGACAUGAUCCUGCGGCUGUUUGGGGACCACUUCCGGGCAUUCAAGCCCCUGAGCGUAGUGCCCUGCCGCUUCAACAUCAGCUGCCUCUGCUAUGACCCAGAAAUGCAGAUGCUUCUCUCAGGCAUCCUGGGGGCCGUGGUCACCUGGUUCAUCGAGCGGAGUGGCUGGGGCCUCCAGAUAGCCCAUACGGUGACCAUGACUAGUGACGAACUCAUCCAGGACAUCAGCUUGAAUGGCCCUAACGGCGCCCUCCUGGCCCUGUGUGAGACGACGGUGAGGGUCCUGGAGCGCCAGGGCUACGGCCGGCUGGCCGAGGUGAAAAGGUUCACGAGCACCACCUCUGGCUCUCCUGUCACCUGCUGCUUCGUCUGUUUUGACCAGGGCUUUCUGUACGCGGGGAACGAGGCCGGGGAAAUCCAAGCCUGGAGCCUCAGCGAGAGCUUCUCCCUCCACAGCUUCAAGGCCCACUCCAUGUCGGUGAUCUGCAUCCGCAGCCGGCCGGAAGCCCACACCCUGCUCACCGGGGGCAAGGAAGGCAUCAUCAAGGAGUGGAACCUGACCUCGGGGAGCCUGCUGCGGCAGCUGGAGCUCGGCGAGCACCUGUUCAGGCUCCGGUUCAUCGACAACACCACUUUCUUCUGCCAGACGCUGCACUCCUUCUCCCUGCGCCGGCUGCCCUCCUUCUACAACCUCUUCAACGUCUGUGGCGCCUCUCCCCAGGAGGUGCGUCGGGUCCACUGCGGUCACAACUGGUUCCGGAUCCUGUGCGUCACCGACGACGGCUUGCUGCGGUUUGUGUCACCAGUGACCGGGGAGCUGCUGGUGGUCACCUGGCCCUACUCGAUCCUGGACAGAGCUGUGGAUUGGGCCUAUGACCCAGAAAAGGAGGAGCUCUUUGUGGCCACCGGCAGCACCGAGGUGCUGGUGUUCGACACUACCCGCUGCCCGUGCCCAGCGAAGUAUCUCUUAUGCACCACAGCAGACCCGCAGGACCAGGUCCAGUGCCUGGCCUAUGGGCAUUUCCACCUCGGCCGGGGCCUGGAAGGGCUCAUGUUUGCUGGGCACCAGAGCGGCGUGAUAAGAGUGCUGUCCCAGCACAGCUGUGCCCGGAUAGAGAAAUGCUUGCACUUCGGCGCCGUGCUGGCGCUCUGCACCCUGCCCAGAUGGGUUUCUGGAGGCCACGGAGAUACGCUGCUCUGUUCCUAUGGAAUGGAUGACUAUGUGCACCUCUCAGAAGCCGUGCUGGAGGGCAUCGGUGUACAUCUGCGGCCCCUCGCCAGCAUUUUCAGCAGCUGUCACCUGAAACACUUAAAACUCUUGCCCAAGUCUGUGGGCGCCAUCACAGAAUCUAACUGCCUGCGGCUCUGGAAGUUCCAUGACUUCAUGUCCUCGCAGACACAAGUAGGCUCGUCAUACGUAGAGACGCUGCCUCUGCACCAGUGCUCCAUCACGUCCUUCGACGUCUGCCUGCCCUUGAGUCUUUUCGUCACAGGUGCCGUCGACGGCAGUGUCCGGGUCUGGAACUUCCACGGCAGGCUGAUAGCCAUGCUGGACUCGUCGCUGCACUUUGGCCCGCUCUGCUUUGCAAAUGACCGGGGAGACCUGCUCGUGACUUUCAACCAGAGUUUUUAUCUGGUGUCCUGUUUAAGGCUGAUCCCGCCAGAACUGCUGUCUCGCCUGUCCUUGAUGAGCAUGAUAGACGAUGUGCUGGAGAUGCCGAAGCCUUUCAUGCCGAGCUUCUUCUUCUCUUUUGAGGUCCUGUUCGUGCCCAGGUAUAUCUACCAUGGGAAAGGGAAACAGGAGCUGGCCGGGCUGCAGAAGCUCGUCAACAAGCGGGCCAUUGCCUUUGACCACUCUGUGCCGCACGUGGUAGAGGAAGACGAGCAGGGGGGCACCGUGAUACUGUCCACUUUCGCCUGCGAUUCCUUGAACAAGGAGGAAACUGACUGGCUGCAGGAGAGCAAAUCUCAACACCAUUAUGUCACCCCUCCUCAGCUGAAGCUGAGUAGCUGGGACGGACUCAACCCCUAUCAGAUACUGCGGUGCUACUUCGGUCAGGGGCGGGACUGGCCCUUUGCUCCCGACUGCUACAUCCCCAACUCGGUGAUCCGCGCGCGCCUCUGGCCGGAGGGCAGCCCGAUAUUCCUGCAGUGCAGCCUCCACUCACCCACGCGGCAAAUGGAGUGGGAGAGAUCCCAACUCUUCUUCUGGCACGGGAGGGUGAAACCUAUAGUUGAGAUCAAAGAACACGAACCGGAAAGGGAGAGCAAACAUUUUCUGGAACAGAGAGUGUCCAAGGAUAUGACCUACAGCGUCCUUACCAACGCAGCCAACCGCAGCUGGCUGGGCAAGAAGAUGAGUGAGAUCGCUAUCUGCAGCAUGAUCGAGACGAUCCUCAACAUUAUGAUCCACGCCGUUCCCCUGAAGUACCAGUGCUGUAUCGGCGCGCUGGGGCAGAUCUUUGCCUCUUACGAGGUGCCCCCACCCGUGCGCUCUGAAGCUGCCCAUCGGCUGCUGGAUGACACCACCAAUUCCAACCCGCUGAUCCGAGAGCUCGCCUGGGAAGGGCUGAAGCGGCUCGGCAUUAUUACCCAUCUCUUCGCCAUGCCUCUGGCCCAAGGACUGAUGGACAAGGACCAAAGAGUGAGGGAGAAGGUCCUGAGCCUGAUGCCCAACACUGGCAUCCACUCGAAGGCCUCACUCUUAAAGCUGAUCCAGAGCCGAGAUACCUUCCGGGAGAUGCAGCAGGAAAUGGUCGGGGAGAAAGCUCUAGACAGUCUGCUGGGGAUGCGGGCCACAGAUCUCCAAAUCCUGUCCACUCAAGUGGAACAGCGACUGAACGAAAACCUGACCUUGUCACGUGAAGACAAGAAGCCUGCAUUUUCUUUGUCCAUUGUCGUAGACCGUGCACUCUCGGAUGUUGCCGUAGCUGCCAAAGACCGCCAAGUGGCAGUGAAGCCCAGCAAAGGCCAAAAGCGGGGCCGGGCAGGGGGGAAGAAACAUACCCGAAAAUUGUUGCGGGGACUCAAGAAGGUAAAAGAGACUGGCCAAGAGCCAGGUCCCUCGAAGCCAGUUUCCUCAGAGGGGGAAAGUGACCAGAAGGAGGCUUUAGCCACUGAGGUGCCAGAGAUAGUCCAUCUCUCCAAAAGGCCCUCAAUUCUCAUCACAAAAGAUGGCGAAGCAGAGAAAAGUGCUUCAACUGGUAUAUUGGCCCCAAAGACACAGAAGAAAGUACGUGACAAAAAAGGGAAGAAAAAAACAGCUCAGAAACCCAUAAAGAGGCUCAAAAAGACAAAAAGUGCUGAAAUUACACCUGAGCAACCUCAGGAGCCUGAAAAGGUAGAAACAUUUGUGAAGAAGCAAGUCAGUGGGCGAGGCGCUGCUGGCGUGCCAGGCUCCAGGGCCAUCCGUGGAGAGAUCUUAAAAUGGCGGGAUGACCUGUGUCGUCUCAUGACCUUAAGGAUAUCUGGUUCCCAAACAAAAAUGUCAGACGCUCUAACCGACGAGCUCAUUACCAGGGCUAAGGAGGUUCUGGGCGAUCGGCAUCCUAGCUGGGAGCUCUUUCAGGAGAUCUGCCCCCUGUUGAAGAAAGAGAGUGAAGAGUCUGAGAUCCUUGACUGGGAGAUAGCCUGGCCAGAGGAGAAACCAGUUUUUAUUCAGGAAGGAGCAAUUAGAGAGGAAUUGGUGAUCACAGACAAGGAAGAGAAGUCAGAGGAGGAAGAGCAAGAAGUGCAGACAGACUUGACAGAAACCCAGGUGAUUCCCAAAAAAGGAAAGAAAAAGAAAGUUAUUUUUUUAGAACCAGGAGACCUCAGCAAGGAAAAAAGAUUGAAGAGGGAGAAGAAAGCCUCUAAGAAGCCCACUAGGCAAGGGAUGCAGGAGAUGAAAAUAGAUAAAAAAAUGAAGAAAAGGCCCAGAGAAAAGACAGCCAAAAGUCAGGAAGAGGGGGAAGUGGCUGGUGAGAAAGAGGAGGAAGUGGCUGGUGAGAAAGAGGGGGAAGUGGCUGGUGAGAAAGAGGGGGAAGUGGUCGAUCAGAAAGAGGGGGAAGUGGCCGAAGUAGAGGAGAAAGUGAUUGAGCAAGAAGAAAAACCAUCUCGGAAGAGGAAGCUGUCUUGGGAGAAGUGGAGGGAGACCUUGGAGGAGUGGAAAAAGAUCCGCAGUGAGUUAAAAAUACCCUGGGAGAAAUGGAAGAAAGAGUGGAGAAAGAGGGUCCUUGAGAAAGAAGAGGGCGCAUACAAGGACCAAGAAGAGCCAUCCCCGGAGGACGAAAUGCCACCUGACGCUGAGGGGAUGCUGAGCUGGGAUGAGUGGGCCUAUGUCUGGGAAGAGAUAUUGUCGAGGUCCAAGGAGAAAGUAUUAGAGGAUGAGAAGAAACUGAUGGAGGGUGAGGAGGAAGCGUUAGAGGGUGAGGAGGAAGCGUUAGAGGGUGAGGAGGAAGCAUCAGAGGGUGAGGAGGAAGCGUUAGAGGGUGAGGAGGAAGCGUUAGAGGGUGAGGAGGAAGCGUUAGAGGGUGAGGAACCGCUGCCCCUGGAGGAAGAAUUGUCUCAGGUGUGGGUGGAAGAUGAAAUGCUGGUGGGAGAAGGCGAGGAGGAACGUAAACAGGCACAGGAGAAGUGGAAACAAGCACACCUGGAAAGAAAACAAGCCCAAGAAGAGAGGAAGCUGGCACAAGAAGAAGUGAUGCUAGCGCAAACAGAGAGAGAGCUGGCCCAUGAAGAGAGGAAACUGGUCACAGAAUAUGAGAAAACGGCCCAGAGUGAAAGAAGAAUGACCGAGACUGAGUGGAAGUUUCUCCAGAAAGAGGGAAUACUGGCCACAUCUGAGGAGAACCUAAGCCGGGAAGCAGAACAACUGGCCCGCGAGAAUAAGUCAUUGUCCAAGAAAUGGGAGAAAGUGGCUGAAGGAGAAGAGGCCAUAGCCAGAAAAGAAGGGAAGCUAGCUGGGUUAAAAGUGACAUUGACCCAGAAGUUGGAAAAACUGACCCAGAAGGAGCAAGAUUUGGCAUGUCAAGAAAAAGACCUAGCCCAGGAAUUGGAAGAAAUAUUAUGGGAAGAAGAGGAAAUUGCCAGGAAAGAAGAGGAUCUAAACAUGGAAGAAAAGGAACUGGAUAUGGAAGAAGAGGCACUGAGUGAGGAAGAGAGGACACUGGGCUGGCAAGAGGAGAAACUGACUAAGGAAGAAAAGAAGCAGGCCCUGGAAGAAGACCUGUUGAUCCAGGAAGAGACAAGAAUGGCCCAAGACAUGGAAAAAUCACCUGAGGAAGAGAAAAGACUGGCCCAGAAAAGGGAGCAGUUGAUGGAGAAAAAGAGAAAAGCAGCCGAGGAAAGGGAAUUAUUGGCCCAGAGCAAGGAGAAACUCACAGAGGACAAGAGGGCACUAUUCCGGAGGAGGAUGGCCAUAGCUCAGGAGAAGGAGAACUUGGCUCUGAUGAGGGCACAACUGGCUCGGAGGAAACGGGAGUUGUUGCAGGUCAAAGAAAACAUAGCCCAGGACAAACAGAAAUUAGCCCAAGUGAAGAAGAAAUUGAGCGUGUGUGAGGAGAAAGUGGUUCAUCUGGAAAAAGAUGUGCUGGAGGCAAAGAGGAAACUUUCCCAGAAGAAGGAAAAACUGACUGGUAUAGAGGAAAAACUGACCAAAACCAGGAAAAGUCUGGCUGAGAAACAGCAAAAACUGGCGCAGGACAAAUUGCGAUUCGCCGUGGAGGAAAAGGUAAUGUUUCAAGAAGGGAAAGUGAGCCCAAAAAAGUGGGAUGCUGCUCAGGAACAAACAGCCAUGGCCGCAGAAAUCAGGAAACUGGCCCAGGAAAAGGUGAGAGUGACAGAAAGGAAAAUUCUGUCUGAGGGAGAGACUCCAGCAACUUCAGGAAAGCAAAGAGCAGUGAAGAAAGACUUGGAACAAACUAUGAGGAAAUUAACACUACAGGAGAAAAUACUGUCAUAUGAAGAUAGGAUACUGGCCACAGAACAAAGGGAUGUAGCCAAGGAAGAAAUGGAAAGCACUAGAAGAAAGAGAGUAUAUGUCCAGGAAGAAAGGAAGCUAGCCAAAGUGAUAAGGAAGUCCGCUAGAGAUGGCAGGGACAUUUCCAGGGGACCAAAAGGAAGGAGGAAAAUAUUAAAGGCACUUCAAAAACUUACCAGAGAAGAGAGGGCCCUAGCCCAGCAAGGCCUGCAGUUGGCGAAGGUAAAGAGGUUACUCCACAUUAAGGAAAGGAAAUUGAGCAAGUUACAGAAAACACUUGAUAGCAAAGAGUGGGACCUAUCACAGGAACAAUUACAAAUGACCAGAGAAGAGAAAAAGCUGGCUAAGAAGCAGAGAAAGUUGGCCAAGCAAAUGGUAAGUUUGACUGAGAAAGAGAAACAACUGAUGGAAGAAGAAAGCAGGUUAGCAAAAAAACAACAAGAAAUCCUGUCAGAAGCAGAAGAAUUAACAGAGGAUGAAGCGGCGAUCCCAUCCCUGAAGCCAAAGUCAAGAGAGAGCAAAAAGCCAAAGAGCGGUGACACGUCACAGAGAGAGUCUCCACAUCUGAGUCUAGCAGAUGACUUGGAAACUGAAGAGACUUUUACGAGGAAACUUGAAGUUAUGUUAGAUAAGCUGGAGCAAGAGACUCUGCCUGAGGAGGAAGAAGUGGAAGAGGAGGAGGAGGAGGAGGGAGAGGAGGAGGAGGAAGAGGAGGAGGAGGAGGAGGAGGAAGAGGAGGAAGAGGAGGAGGAAAAGGAGGAGGAGGAGGGAGAGGGGGAGGAGAGGACACGGAAGGUAAAGGAGGAGGAAGAGGAGGAAAAGGAGGAGGAGGAAGAGGGGGAAGAGAAGGAGGACGUGUUGGAGGAGGAGGAGGAAGAGGAGGAGGAGGAAGAGGAGGAGGAGGAGAGGAUGAAAAGUCUGGGUGAGAAAGCAGCGAAAGAGAGACGCUUGCUGGAAGAAAGGCUGGGCAAGGAAAAAACAUUCUUGAAAUUAGAAAAACCAGUUAAGUUAAAAGGGAAAAAGGAUGUCAUGGAAGAAGAAGUGCUCCCUUCUAUUGGAAAAAGAACCCCUGAGCUCAUGGACCGUGCCACAAAACUGGGAGAGCUGCAGUUUCCUCCCAGAGAGCUGAAAGGCCCUUUCAAGAAACGGGUCUCCAUAACUCUGGGGAAGGAAGAGAAGAUUCCAGAGCUCAUGUCUAUGAAACAAAGAAGCGGGGAGUUCAAGGCCACAGCACUUGAGGCAUCCGGGGCAUUCCCAGAGACAAAGCUGAUGGAUCAACAAGCACUGCUGAAGGUAGAGAAGCCCCCAGCAGAACAUGACAUAGACGUGGAAGCUCUCGAACUGGACAUGCAGACUCCGUACGUGUCCCACCUAUUGAGGAAGAUCAUGGAAGAUCAGACACUCAAAGGCAAACAACUAGAGACCAAGUGGGGGUGGAUUAGGCAGCAUCGCCCAUCUCUGGCGGACAUGACUAAGGCACAACUGCCUCAUAUCAUGGCCGAGAGGAUGAAAGCAGAGGUCAGCCUGUCAGAUGUCGAGUGGAUCCACCGUGUCCUAGAACGGAUGGUGGCAGGAGAACAGCUCUCCAGGAAUAGUUUCCACAGGUUGUGCCAGGUUCUCAAAGACCUCACCUCAAAGGGAAACCUAAAGUGGACGCAACUGGCCCUCCUGGACACCAUCGUGCACCGGCACAGGCAGGGCCUGGAGUCCCAGCACACAGCUAUGUUAAAACCCCAGGAGCCCAUGGUGCCAAAAUACCAGAAAGUGAUCCCCCCUAUAAAAGGGAAGGAAAGGGAGAGCUGGCACAAACCUUUGGCUGACCCCACCCUAAAGUUCCCACCAGUGACCAAGAGGCUUCCAGACAUGAAGGCUAUCAACUGGCAUCUCCUAGGUGAGCCUUACAGGAGCGCGCGGGCCCAGCAGAGGUCCCACGCCCUCCAGGAGAUGGAGAGGCGCUAUUUUGGGCCUGCGGUGAGACACGUUUUUACAGACACACGUGCUUCCGUGGAAAAGCAAACCUUGGCCCUGAUGUUUCAGAAGGACUUCUGGGCUUUUAAGGAUAAGGGCAGGUUUUCCAGAUUACCCAAGUUGGGGAAGUCAGCACAGCCCGCCUCUAAACAAAAGGAAGCAGUGCCGCCAUGGGAGACCUUCGUGGCGUUGUACUACGUCUUGCGGAUGCUGCAGCAGCAGUACGCCAAGGACAGCGCUGGCUGGAUGGAACAGUUCCACCAGCUCAUGGACCUGUACCAACUGAAGUCCCCCCGAGUCCAGAGGCUGCUGCAGGAGUUGCUCCUGGGAGAAGAACCCCAGGCCCGAGAGACCACUGACAUAGCGGGCCUAGAGGCGGUGCAGCUGGUCCCCGGGGAACGGCUGUUCUACCGCCUGUACUGUGGGCGUUCUCACGCCCCCAGAGGGCCUCUGGCAUUCCAGGAGGUGGUGUCUCUCCCAGAGCAGAACAAUGUGCAUGCCCUCCUCCCCAUGGGCAUUGCCCACUAUGGGUUCUUAGAACUGGCCUGGAAGAGUCUGCCUCAAGCUGAUACUCACCUCACCAAGGAAAUGCCCCACAUCAUUACUCCUGCUCCCUAAUUUGAGACCCAUUGGCGGUCAGGACUCAUUGGAGAAAGGCCUGGUCACCAGACUCUAGACCUUUAUCCCUCGGUAGGGGUAGGCCAAAGUCCUUUCCCCACCCAUUCCAGAAACCCCCUUCUAUUUGUAGAAUAAAGAGGAGGUUCUCAUUUGC
Molecule: messenger RNA, 9344 nt
Organism: Talpa occidentalis (Iberian mole)
Lineage: Eukaryota; Metazoa; Chordata; Mammalia; Eulipotyphla; Talpidae
Product: WD repeat-containing protein 87
Exons: 9
Coding region: 269-9190 (2973 amino acids)
Molecular function (GO): protein binding
Source: RefSeq, a predicted model, not a curated record